Messenger RNA from Solenopsis invicta (red fire ant), 1682 nucleotides. RefSeq lists its product as uncharacterized. The record is from RefSeq and is a predicted model, not a curated record. The transcript has 9 exons. The coding region runs from base 1 to 1302 and encodes 433 amino acids. NCBI's taxonomy places the organism in Eukaryota, Metazoa, Arthropoda, Insecta, Hymenoptera, Formicidae.
AUGGCGUUUAAAGACUGGAGGGGGCCAGGAGCGAAAAACGAACGAGGUGGAAGUGGUGGAAGCUCGUCUACAUAUUCCACGCUGGGGACAGAAGAAGGGGGAGGAGGUGCAUCUUCGAGAUCGUGGGAUCCAAAGAUCGGAAGCUCUAAGGGAGGUUCUUCCUCCUCCUCGAGAUCGAGGAACUCGGGGCUCGGAGAUCUCCGCAGAAAUCCGUCCUCCCCGAAGUCCGGAACCUCGGGGUUUGGAGGUGGAGACAGGGAGAUAGGGGAAGAUCCUAUACUAUUUCGGUUGCUAUUAAACAGUUGCUAUAUAGCAGUAGAAGGCUCCCAUCGAUGUCUACGGACAACGCAUCAAAAAGAACAUAAUGUAAAAAGUACGAUUUGCAGUCAAGGGCUACCAGAAUUGAACAUUCCUCCUAAUGACGCAAUUGUAAAGGUGGAUGUUGAAUUAAAAGAGGUAACGAAGAAUGGCAAAACGGAACUAUACGCAUCGAGAGUAAAAUCGAAGAUAGAUAUAACAAAAUACGGUUUUGAAUUUAAUAACAACGCAGAGGGCUCUCAACAACUACAUGAAGUUCUAUCCCAAACUAUAAAUGAAAACUCAAAGGAAAUUAUUAAGAUUUGUUCAUUUCAGGCAAAAACGCGUCGAAUGAGUCUAAUUUUACCAAAAUCGGAGGUGGUGGGGGUAUUCUACAUAAUUACCAAAACAUUAUUUGAAAAUGUUACUAUAAACACUUACAAUAAUACAAUAGAAAAUACACCAAAAACAAUUUCCACGCUAUCCCUACCAAAAUGUUCUUACAUUAAAUCAAAGCAACAAUGCGAAGGUAGUUUAACCCAGACAUCACAAUCGCAAAUGAAUAAGCGUGCUACAUUCUCAUCCAACUACGAAAAGACUUUAGACUCUACUCCGAAACGGAUCAAUGAUUUGAACGAAAAGCAACACAAGUCUAAAAAAUUGUCCGGCAUCUCGUCAGCUAAUUUUGGGAAAACCAAGCCUGCAAUGAUGGAGCGUCAUCAAGAAUGGCACGAUGAAUGUUACCUAUCUGACAUACAAGGCGAAUGCAGAGAUUAUGUCCAAAAGGAAUUCAAAAAAUUGUCACGACAAUUGUAUAAAAUCGAAGCGCUGCUAAAAGAGCCAAAUGCAGGACGAGGUUGUAGGACAAGAAUUAUUACCGUCGUUCCCGUUAAUAACGCUUCAGCAAUUCUUCGAAUGCGACAAUCAAUUGAAAGUGGAUGCGAACAUGAGAAAACAAUUCAUUCUGUGAUGAAAUGGUCACCAGCGUCACCCGUGCAGAACUAGAAGCUGCCAUGCAAGAACGGCUCCGUCGCUCAGGUGACAGGAUCAGAAGUACGAUUAAUAAUAAUAAAAUGUUUAUUAAUCAGUAAAACAAAGUUAUUUUACUGAUUAAUACACAUUUACUGGAAGUCUUCCAUGAGAAACUUUGCGAAACAUGUUUUGUAUCAACAUCGUGUCUUGUCGUUUCAAAAAGGAAUGGAACCGUUGACAUUACUUAUGAUUACGUGACGCGGCACUGGUUUUUAGAAUGUCAAGGAAAUCCAGUGAUAGUCUUAAUUUGUAACAUCUAUGCUGUAGGUUGAUCUUACGGAUAUACAGGAUGUCCAUUGUAUAAAAUGUAUAAAAAAACAGACCAAUGUAUAAAAAUUAUUACGAUGAAGUAG